This is a messenger RNA of Camponotus floridanus (Florida carpenter ant), 1216 nucleotides long. Its product is annotated as N(4)-(Beta-N-acetylglucosaminyl)-L-asparaginase. Gene Ontology annotation, molecular function: N4-(beta-N-acetylglucosaminyl)-L-asparaginase activity. Gene Ontology annotation, biological process: protein deglycosylation. The record is from RefSeq and is a predicted model, not a curated record. Lineage: Eukaryota; Metazoa; Arthropoda; Insecta; Hymenoptera; Formicidae. Gene Ontology annotation, cellular component: lysosome. Bases 101 to 1171 code for a protein of 356 amino acids. The transcript has 6 exons.
AUUUCACAAGCAAUCUCAGAUUUUUUUUGAAGGACAUUUCCACAGUCGAUAUUGAGAAGUUAUGCCAGAUAACAGCAAGUUUUGAGAUAUUGCUAGAAGGAUGAAACUGGCUAAUUUUAUAGGAAUCUUGUUUCUCUUCUCUUGUUUGUUUAGCAAUACAAUUGUUAAGUCUUGUGUUAAGAAUGAGACGUUACCUAUGGUAAUGAUUACCUGGGAUUAUGAAAAUGCAAUAACAAAAGCAUGGGACGUGAUAUAUAAUCAGAACAGAAGUGCUCUAGAUGCAAUAGAAGAAGGAUGCACUCUGUGUGAGGCAGAACAAUGUAAAAAGACUGUAGGAUUUGGUGGUAGUCCAGAUGAAAAUGGAGAAACUACACUGGAUGCUUUGAUUAUAGAUGGAGAGACGUUGGAUAUGGGCGCAGUAGCAGGAAUGCGGAGAAUAAAGAACGCUAUUUCAGUAGCGCGCAAGGUGAUGCAUCACACUAAACAUACUUUAUUAAGUGGAGAUUUAGCUACAGAGUUUGCUGUUAAGAUGGGAUUCAAAGAAGAAUCUCUAACGACAAAUCAAUCCCACCAAAUGUGGGAGGACUGGAAAGCAAACAACUGUCAAUCCAAUUUCUGGAAGAAUGUUGAGCCGGAUCCAAAGACCAGCUGCGGGGCGUAUAAAUCGAAAAACAUAUCAGACAACGAUAUUAGAUAUGAAGAACGCGUUGUAGCAAGCGAAGAUCAUGAUACGAUUGGUAUACUCGCGAUAGACUUGAAAGGACGCGUAGCAGCCGGUACUUCCACGAAUGGUCUCAAUCACAAGAUACCCGGCCGUGUUGGAGAUACCCCUAUUCCGGGAGCUGGAGCAUACGCCGAUCAAGAAGUUGGCGCGGCAGCUUGUACUGGUGACGGAGAUGUCAUGAUACGAUUUGUACCGAGCUUUCUGGCGGUAGAAUUGAUGCGUCGUGGAGCAACACCGAGUGCAGCUGCCCAGGAGGUGAUAAACAGGAUCAUUAAAGGUUCUCCCAAAUUCUUUGGUGCGAUAAUCGUCAUGAACAUUAAGGGAGAAUACGGAGUUGCGUGUAAUGGAGAGGACUAUAAAAAAGCGCCCAUUCAAUUUCCAUUUUGGAUUGCAAAUCCUAUUUCAGGAAAAAAUUUAAUUUUUCAUGAAUGCAAUAAUUUUUUAUGAUGCAAGAAAGACACACAUUGUUCGGUAUAAUUUAUUGUUUUGAUU